AUGAAUCUAUUCACAGACUCAUAAGCGAUCAAAUUUUUAACAAAUUGUGAAGACCUUUUAAAUUCAACACUUGACCAAGGCUAACUUGAUUAAAUGUGUCAUGAACUCAUUGACUCUUUUUGUAAUUUUUAGAAAUAUCUUUAGAUUUAUAUUUAGAGGAAAUAUAAAACUACAAGAGUGAAAUAUGCUUUGAAUUGAAAUCAAAAUAAGCUGAAAUCGAUAUGCUUAACUUUUAGAUUUCAAAAUAAACAAAUCAACUUGAAGAUCAAAAAAGCGAUUUAAAUAGAUAGAUUGAUAUCUGCUAAUAAUUAGAAUAAUAGUUGCAAUUCUUUGAAGAGAAAUCUUUGAAAUCUGAAAAAGAAAUUUUAAAGGUAGAGACUGAAUUGAGAAAAAAACUUCAUUAGCAGAAUUAAUAAUAUCGAGAUUAGAUUUAAACAUUAAUGAGUGUACAAUAAGAAAUAGAUAAACAGAUUCUUCAACUCUCUAGAGAAAAAGGCUAACUUUAAUUAUAAUUUGAACAACUCUAGAAGAAAUAUGAAGAUUAGUAAUUUUUGAUAUAAAAUUUGGCUGAGUAAUUGGCUAAUGUACAAACCAAUUCAAGUAUUAUUACUAAAAUACAGUAAAAUAAUAAUUCUAUAGAUGAUAGUUAAGAUGAAUCAAUUGAACUAAAAUCAUAACAAAAAGAAAGUUAGUAUUCAAAUUGUAUAUCACAUAAUUAAAUUAAUUUUAAAUGGGAAAAAAUUUAACCUAGUAUAUCAUCCAUUAGGAAUUCUAUAACAAUAAUAAAUCCAACAAAUACGAAAUGCGACAUAUAAUCAAGAGAAAAAAUUAAAUCCUUUGUACUUCUAAGUACUAGCAAAGAAAAGUAAUAUGAUCCUUAUUAUGAAUUUUUUAAAUUGGUUAUUUUUUUUAAUAAUUUUAGAUUACUCAAUGUGUUAAACUAGACUUAGGAUAAGCUCAUAUAUAUACUAUGAAUUUUGAUCAUCUUUUCGAAAAGUUUAAAAAAGAUUGUAUACCUUUCAAUCAAUGGUAUUAGAAAAUAAUAGACGAGAUUUUUUCAUGA
Messenger RNA from Paramecium pentaurelia, 1063 nucleotides. The record is from the annotation of a GenBank genome assembly. NCBI's taxonomy places the organism in Eukaryota, Ciliophora, Oligohymenophorea, Peniculida, Parameciidae.